UUGUGGUUGAGAUCUGACAGAGAAAAUUUGCAAAAGUUGUGCAUAAUAUUCUUAAUGUAACUCAAUAUUUUAUGUAUUAGAUCUCAGAUUUAAAUAUAAAAAAAUGUGUUUCAAUUUGUGUACACAUUUGCAUUGAGUAAUUUAUACUUUUUCCAAUAACACUGUACACAUGGAUUUUUGUUUAACUUUCAACUGUAAUGGAAAAGUGAAUCUUAAUGAUUGGGAAUUAGAUAAAAAUGGUUUAUUCUCACAAGGAGAAGUGGAGAAAGUUUUGUAUCCACAAGAUGAAUGUCUCUCAUCAGAAAAGAAUAUACAACUUUUUAACUACACUGUGCCUUCUACAACAGCAUUGUUAGAUCUAAAACAUUUUAACAAAUGCAUGAAUAUGCAAUUAAAAAUACUCAGUAGGCAUGAGACUUAUAAUCAAGUUUUAAGUUCGAAGACAGAUGAUAUAGAUUUUUAUUAUGUAAGAUGUAUAAUAUCAGAAUUUAUUCUAUAUAUUCGAAUGUAUCUAAAUAGUAUAAAAGGGAAUUAUCAAUCAUUGCAAGUUAUAAAUGAAAAUAUUGAAGAAGAAUUUAGUGAAUUAUUCAUUAUAAUAAAACAUUUCCUAGAAAGAAUACAUAAUAUUCCUGAUACAACAUUUCAUUAUGCACCCUCUAAAUUAGGCAAUCAGUGUACACAACCAGAAUAUCAUAUGUAUCAUAUGCACAUUGAAUUAAGGUGGUUCUUUAUCUCAUUAAUGUAUACAAAAGAUAUAUAUAGCCAGUAUUCAAUCGAAAACCAUUUGGAUGAAUUUGAAAAUGUUCAAGCAAUGAUUAUUAAUGAUCUAAUUUAUAUUUCAUUAAAGAUAUUUGAGACGAUACCUUUGACACAAGUACAACAGAAAACUCCAUAUAAUUGUACUUGUAUUCGUGAAUUAUGGCUUAUGCUUCAGAUAUUUAUUGAUAGUUUAUCUGAUAGAAUGAAAUCAAAGUCUUUUUGGGAGUAUAUUAAUGAAUGCAUCAAUAGAUUAUUGAACAGAAAUGUAUCUAGUAACAAUAAAGACUUUCUAACACUUUGUAAAAAUUCUGAGUUAUUCUGUUUAUGGAUUGUUCAUCAUCUUUCACUUUUAUAUGGAUAUAAUAGUGAUGGAAUAUACUUAGGAUCUAAAUGUUCAAGGAUCAGACCUAACUACGAGCAAGUAGAAAGAAUUUUGAAAACAUAUAUUUCUAAAGGUGGAAAAGAUGGCGAACGAGAUGAAAUUGAUGAAGAGUUGUGCAUUAUGAUACCUUUAUUAAAUACUAUUGUUACUAAUUGGUGGCACCCUCAAGUUUCAAUUAUUUCUCUUCUUUGGGACUGCUUUCAUAAAAGAUUAGAUGAACCAUUUUUGUUACAAGUAUCUGGCCCUUGGACAUUGUCAGUUGAAAAGAAAACUACUAUGGAUCUUCUUAAACAAGUAAAAGAUAGAAUUAGUAACACAGAAUGUAUUAAAGAAUCAAGUUAUGGAAUGUUCUUGCGUUUACUUGGAUCCUUUUUACGUAUAAAUUAUAAUAACAACGAUACAAAACAUUGGAAUCAAAUUAAAGGUCGCAUUUAUUCCAAAUUUUCUAAGGGUAAAGUUGAAGAAUUUUCAGUAACUGGCUUAUAUAAUUUUCUUUCAUUAUUCUUAACAUUAGCUGUUACUGCUGACACUACAAAUGUUUGUUCAGUAAUGUUAGAUCUUUUACCGUUAUCAAAAGAAUAUAAUAAUGAGAAUGGUAAAAAACAUAACUUAAUUUGGAAAGGAAAACUGGCUGUCCUUCUUUUAUACAAUGAUCUUAAACUGAACUUGGCAAAUAUAGCAUCUUUAUAUAUAAAUACGGUGAAUAUUAUAUGCUGUCGCAAAGAUGAUACUUCUCGUAUAAUGAUGAAUAAUUUCAUUGAUGUAUUUAGUACGAUUUUGUCAUCCACCAAUAUUGGAUUAGGAAAAUAUCUAUUAUUUAGUGGAUGGAUAGAUCGAUAUUUAUUAGAAUGUUCAAAUAAAAUGGUAGGAACGUUAAUGAAAGUGUUAAUUAACGUUUUCGAAAGCUGCAUUUACCUCGCUAAAAUUUCUAAUACAGGUGAUGUAGAACAGAUGCUGGAUGCUUUAUGGUGUUAUGUUGCAAGUAGAGUUAGGCAACUUGUAUUUGAUCCUGCUCUUACUAAUGUACACUUUGAAGAUAUUUCAAAACUUGCUGUUUUAUUUACUUUAGAAGCAUUGAAAAAUCCAACAACAGCAAAGAAGUAUAAGCAUUCAGCUACGACUUUAUUUCAGCACUUUGCAUCAUCAGUAAUUGUUAAAGACAUAAGAAUUACAAGACAUUAUUUGACAUUAAUACUUAAACGAGACCAAGCAAUUCAAGAUCUGAAGAAAGAAAUAAAAAAUUUUGAUACAAUAAUUAUACAAGCAUGGAUAAAAUGUUCCAUCAUUGGUCAUGAUACAAACAGGAAUGAAAUAAAAGUUUUACAAAAUUAUAUAUUACAAUUGGAAGACAUACAAAAGAUUUUUGAAACAUCUAAUGAUAUUCAAGAAUUUCAAAAUAACGAUGAGUCUAUUUUAAUGUUUAUAAUGCAUUCAAUGAAGAAAAGAAGCACUUUGAAAACUGAACAGGAACGAAUUCAGUACGAUAUAAAAUGGAGAUUGUAUUUCAAUCAUUUAGAAAAAUGGAUUCUUUUACCUAUUACGGAGGAAACUAAAGAUUCAGAAUUGGCUUUGUGGAUAUAUAGGUGCAUUGGAACACUAAUUCUCUGUACUUCUAUUAUGUUAUAUACUAAAGCAAGUAUAUGCAGUUAUUCUAUGUAAUUAAUGAAUGUGUGCGUUAUAGUAACUUAAAUUGCUUUUUAGAAUCAACCAAAUAACAUAUUCAAAACAUUACUAAAUAAAACUAUAUUGUCAGUGGAACAUAAUUUUUUAAAGAAUUUGGGAAAGAAGACGUUUUCUAUGAUACUUUUGGGUAUAGAAACCCUUAAUGUUAAAAGUGAUAUAUCACUUCAAGUAUUAAUACGAGAUCUUUUUGAUCAGUACAUGCCAUUUUUAAUAAUACCAACUACUAAUGCAAAUACUUUUAAAGUAUCUGACUCAUUACUAAAAUGCUUUAAAGAUGCAAAGGCAGAUUAUAUACGCUUGAUAUUUGAGAUUUUGAUGACGAAUUUUUUUAAUGUUUCGAAUGACAAUAUGAUGCAUAAACAUUUUUAUUUAGUAAUGACACUUUUACAAAAUCUGCUUAAAGAUGAAAUAAAUUAUGCAUGUCAUAUAGUAGAAUCCAUUAUUGUAAUUUGUACAUCAUAUAUUAUUGGAUGCUAUGUAAAAGUUCAUGACCAUCAUCCACAUAAACAACAGACUAUUGACUUUAUAAAUAAUAUUAUUAGAAAUAGAUAUUACAAAGAGAUUAGUUCUUUACAGGAUAAAUUCUAUAAUAUAAUGUCUAAUUCUGUUAAAAAGUCACUAAUAAUAAAUCAGCAUAAUACUUUCGAACUUUUACGUUCGAUUUUACCAAUAUCGACUGAAAUGGUACAAUUUUUAUCACCAGAACUUGAAUAUACUUUAAAUGAUUUGGAAAUCCAUCGACGUCCAAAUGCGGCAUCUUUUAGAUACUGCUGGAAUCAGCUUCGAAAUCUUAUGAAAAACAAUAUGACAAAUCACUAAUAAGUUUAAAAAAUUUAUUAAUAAAUGUAUGAGAGUAUCAUAAUGAUACUUUCUUAUUAUGCUACGAAUUAAUUAGAUACAUG
This is a messenger RNA of Bombus pascuorum, 3726 nucleotides long. RefSeq names its product protein MMS22-like. The record is from RefSeq and is a predicted model, not a curated record. Lineage: Eukaryota; Metazoa; Arthropoda; Insecta; Hymenoptera; Apidae. Gene Ontology annotation, cellular component: nuclear replication fork. The transcript is spliced from 18 exons. Gene Ontology annotation, biological process: replication fork processing; double-strand break repair via homologous recombination.